Molecule: messenger RNA, 918 nt
Organism: Aaosphaeria arxii CBS 175.79
Lineage: Eukaryota; Fungi; Ascomycota; Dothideomycetes; Pleosporales
Exons: 1
Coding region: 1-918 (305 amino acids)
Source: RefSeq, a predicted model, not a curated record
AUGGUGCGAGCAACUUCCUCUACUUGCCGUGGUAGGACAGCAGCGAAUAGCGAUCGCCCAGGUCGGCAGCGUCAUGAUCGUGAGCGCCAGCGCCGCUACCUCAACGACCUCAUCUCAGGGCGACGCAACCUCGUUGACAGAGUCGUUGCCGGCACUGAGGCACAUGGGCAAGUCGACCGCCGCAACGACAACAACAACAACACCAGUGGUGAAAUCGUCCACGCUGUAACCCACCCUGGUGCUGGUCCUCGUCAUCGAAUCGCCAACGAGGUCCCUGCCCACCAUCAAAACCAUCAAAACCAUCAAAGGCAAGUCAACAUCGUCCCAGACGUGGUCCGCCAGCGUGCCCGCGAGCUGCGCCGUGACGAGUACAUCGACGUCCCCAACCGUGUCCCCCAGCCAAGGGCCAACUCCCCAUUUAACGUCCCAGAUAGGCUCCUGCGCCUUCUCGCGGCCCCCGUCCGCGAAGUUGCUCAAGACAACACUCGUGAAGCGAAUGUCGCCAGUGACAACAAUGAUCUCCUUGCCAUGCUUCGAGGACGAGUUCGACCCGGUUCUCCUGCCGGCGGCCGCGACGUUCAAACCACGGGAAACCGCAAUCUCAACAUCAACCCCAACCCCAACCCCAACCGCGACAACGUCAACAGUGACACCCCCAACCCAAACCGGGCCGGCCCAAUCGCCCUGUUAAACACCGUUGUCCCCAGAAACGUCGGCGCCAGACGCGUCGGCGCCAGAGACGCCCCCAGACCCGCCGCUCCCCGCGCCCGCGCUGUCACCGAGGAAGACCGCAUCAACCGGCUCGUCAGGAACCCCCGGCUCCGCCGCCUGCUCGCGGGCCGCCCCGUCCAGCGGAAGCCCAGUCGCGUGGUUGACAUGCAGUUGACUAUGAACAGGAGGGGCGGUCCGGGUUAUUAA